AUGUCUUCAAAAACAGAAAGAGCGUGCAUGCUCUGUGGCAUAAUCCAGCCAUAUAGGCGAUUUCUUGAAGUAGGGUGCCCGAACUGCGAGUCUGUUUUGCAUUACGCCGACAACGAAGAUGGGCAGAUCCAAGAUUGCACGUCCCCAGCAUUUGAAGGAUUGGUCGCUUUAGGUGACGACAACAAGGCAUCGUGGGUGGCACGCUGGCUCCGUAUCGACUCCUUUGUCGCUGGGUUGUACGCUGUGAAAGUGAAUGGUAAGUUGCCGCCACAUAUCAUCAGUGAAUUGGAGGAUCAGAAUAUCAGUUAUAGACCCAGAGACGGCAGUGCCGAAGAUUAG
Messenger RNA from Candidozyma auris, 339 nucleotides. RefSeq names its product transcription elongation factor SPT4. Gene Ontology annotation, molecular function: RNA polymerase II complex binding; zinc ion binding. The record is from RefSeq and is a predicted model, not a curated record. Gene Ontology annotation, cellular component: DSIF complex; nucleus. The transcript has a single exon. NCBI's taxonomy places the organism in Eukaryota, Fungi, Ascomycota, Pichiomycetes, Serinales, Metschnikowiaceae. Bases 1 to 339 code for a protein of 112 amino acids. Gene Ontology annotation, biological process: positive regulation of DNA-templated transcription, elongation; regulation of transcription elongation by RNA polymerase II; mRNA processing.